CUCGGUGACAACUGCAGUGGCAACAUCCUUAGGGCUGCAAAUUGCCUUCGGCGAAGAGAUCCGCACGUUACCUACAUACGAUGAUGGACAUACUCCUAUCUUGGCGCCAUGUUGAGUGGGUCUCUCAGAUUGAAGCUGACGAUUGGCUAUUUCUUACAAGCCUCAUCACAACGCUCUACCUGCUCUACGUUUCUUGCACAAGUGGCGUGCGAUUCAAGAAAAUCGUCGGAUGGGUCUUUCUUGGGUUUGUAGAGUCAAUGGUCCUGUUCAUCAGGGGUAAUCGCGAAGGCCUAGACUUAGCAGGCAAGCAACGGUUAUUGUUUCUGUGGGCUGCUCAACUGUUCACUUGUUUCGUCCUCUUCUUGUGGUCAUUGCAGGACUCGAGCUUGGAACUGGACGAAUCCCUGAAGAAAGGAUGAGCAACAGGUUGUGAGAUCUUCAAGCUUAUCAAUCGGUUAAGCCAGAUUCUGGCACAAUUAAAGGCUGAGAUGGCUUCGGUCUUGGUGAACGACGUUGAUGCCGAGAUAGAACGUAAUAGCAGGCUUCGGAGCCCGGUCGACAUUCGAAUCAUAAGCUUGCAAUGACCCCUUGGCAUGGCAC
This is a messenger RNA of Colletotrichum acutatum, 600 nucleotides long. RefSeq lists its product as uncharacterized. The record is from RefSeq and is a predicted model, not a curated record. Bases 81 to 419 code for a protein of 112 amino acids. The transcript is spliced from 3 exons. NCBI's taxonomy places the organism in Eukaryota, Fungi, Ascomycota, Sordariomycetes, Glomerellales, Glomerellaceae.